This is a messenger RNA of Solanum dulcamara, 513 nucleotides long. RefSeq lists its product as uncharacterized. The transcript has a single exon. The record is from RefSeq and is a predicted model, not a curated record. NCBI's taxonomy places the organism in Eukaryota, Viridiplantae, Streptophyta, Magnoliopsida, Solanales, Solanaceae. Bases 1 to 513 code for a protein of 170 amino acids. Gene Ontology annotation, molecular function: nucleic acid binding; RNA-DNA hybrid ribonuclease activity.
AUGGCCAUCGAUAAGGACAUUCAAGAGUUGCUAGUACUCGGAGAUUCAGAUUUGUUGAUUCAUCAGGUUCAGGGGGAAUGGGCUGUGAAGAAUUCAAAGAUUGCACUGUACAUGAAGUUAGUGCAAAGAUUGUGUAAAAGGUACAAUAAGAUCGAUUUUAGGCAUACUCCAAGGUUGCAAAAUGAAUUUGCUGACGCUCUUGCUACUAUCUACUCAAUGAUCAAACAUCUGAAUACAAGUUGCAUUGACCCUUUAGAGAUAUAUUUGAAAGAACAACCCACUCACUGUUCGUAUGUCGAAGUAGAACCAGAUGGAAGGCCUUGGUAUUUUGACAUAAGGAAGUAUCUAGAAAUCAUAACUUAUCCAAAUAAUGCAACCUUCAAUCAGAAGAAAGCAAUACAUCGAAUAGCUAACAAUUUAUUCCCAAGUAGAGAAAUUCUUUAUAGGAGGACUCUAGAUAUGGGACUUCUCAGAUGUGUCAAUGACAUUAAAGCUAUGAAGCUUCUUAAAUAG